Paramuricea clavata is the source of this 3151-nucleotide messenger RNA. The record is from the annotation of a GenBank genome assembly. NCBI's taxonomy places the organism in Eukaryota, Metazoa, Cnidaria, Anthozoa, Malacalcyonacea, Plexauridae.
GCUGUAUGUGAAAAACUGAAAGAUGAGGAGCUUACUGGAGAUGCAUUAUUGAAAGCAUUAUUCAAUGCUGCUUCUGUGUAUUACAAUUAUACUGGUCAUGCCAAAUGUUUUGAUAUUGAACAGCAAGCUACUAAAGAUUUGGGAGAUAAAGGAUGGAGUUUUCAAGUAGGUUUCGUUUGUUGUUUUCAGUAAUAUUGUGAUUUUCUUGGCUGGUUAACGAGCUACCGUUUCCAUCUCGAGCCACCUUUUUACCUCCAUCACCAAAUCUGCAAACCUUGUUAUUUACAUGGUAUUAUGAUUUAUAAGCGUUAAAAUAAUCGUCCUUGGGGUUCAAUUAAGUUUUGCAAGGGGGAUUAUUAAUUAAGUAAAUGAGUAUAUUUUAACGGGAGAGGGGGUUAUUUGAAAAGAUACAGUAAGGUUUGGGUUUAGAAGCGAUGUCCUACUCCUUCGUAACCACAAUCAGAAUAUUUAUUUGCAUGAAAAUACAUUUAGGUGUUCAGAUCUGCUGGCACAUAUGCUCACUUUCAGGUCCAUAUAUAGACGCUGAAAUUGUGUUUAUAUCGCUUCUGAAGCCAAACCAUUGCCAUCAAUAUAAUUUAUUUUGGAAUAAAUGGAGUUGGUUUGCAGAAGAGCAAACCAGAAUUCAUCAACUAUGUUACUAUUUUUCUUCAAUUAAGGCUUGUACCGAGAUGGUUAUGCCACUUUGUGCUGAUGGAGAAGAAGAUAUGUUUUAUCCAUUCGACGUAAGUUAUUUUUCUAGUGCAUAAAUAUAAGGUUGAUUAGGUUCUAACUUAACGUGUUGAUCAUGUAAAGGCUGGUUCACAUUAUCAAAGUUUUUGUGAUCACAGUACUGAAGGAAUUUUGCAUGGGCAAAUUCUAAGUUUCAAAGGAUUUGUAAGAAAUCUUUGAUGGACACUAUCAACGUUUUUCUGAUCACAGUACUGAAGAAAUUUUGCAUGGACAAAUUCUAAGUUUCAGAGGAUUUGUAAGAAAUGUUUGCAGGCCUUAAAAUAUCUUUUACAGGGCCGUCUGACAAAAUGUCCGAUGGUGUUGAGUUUGGGUCGGAGAUAUGUCCGAUGACCUUCAUUUCAGUUCUGACUCGGAAAUAAGUCUGAAUGACACAAAUGAAUAUCAGCACAAUGUAUUAAUUCUGAACGGUAAAUAUUGUGAAAAUAUUAAACAAUUUGUUUCUUUCAUACUCAUUUCCAAGCCAAAAUUAACUUGCUUGCCAGAACAGCAGUAUUAAAAAAAACUUCGACAACUUAAGCCCGUUUUCCACUUCACCAUUUCGCUCGCCACCCCGCGCUCGACUACGUUAAAACAACAUUUCCAGUUCACCUUUUAUACAAUAGUACUCUGAUUCUCUAUUUAACAUACGAGCCUCUAGUCCUGGACUAAGGUACAUUUUGAUUUACGUUGGACAAAGCUGCAGUUUGGUCAGACACCAAUACACUCGGGUCGGACAAACAAUAAACCUCAGUUUCACUUAGGUCGGACAGAAUGUCCGGUGGUUUCCUCUCUACGUCCGACAAUUUCACGAAUGGGUCGGACAAUGUCCGUGACCGACUGAUAUUUUAAGGCCUGAAUGUUUGGCGGAACUGGCUCAGUUUUUUUACAGAUCCUUCAAAACUUAGAAUUACCUAUUCAAAAUCUCUGCUGUAAUCACAGAAACUUUGACAGAAUGAACAAGCCUUAAUUGUUAGUUUCCAUCGUGGGAGAAAUUUGAACUUGCAUGAAGAAUUACAUGGUGAAACACGUAUCCCCAUGACUUAAGACGCCAUUGUGAUAUAAACCUAGGAGAAUAAUUUGAAUCAUCUUUCUUUCAAAAUCUUUGUGUUUCGUAGUGGAAUUUCCCAGCUUAUGCGAAGGGAUGUGAAGAAUGGUGGAAAGUUAUGCCAAGACAGUAUUGGGUUGAAGUCCAGUAUGGAGGAAGGAAGAUUUCGUCUCAUAGUAACAUUGUAUUCAGGUAAUAAUACACGCUUCCGGGAAGAACGUCACCAUGGCUAUAGAGCCUCGUUCUCAUGAUUGAGACGUUGGUCUUUACCUACUAGAGAGUUUAAUAUCUACAACGCGGCCAGCUCAACGACGCGCUUUCGAAACAAAGAAAUUUGUCAUGUAAGACAAAAACAGUGAAUAAUUUGUUGUCCCAGGGGUAUUCUCAACGGCUUUGUCAUUCUCAACCCAACAUUAAACUAAGCAUUAUUGCGACCCAAGAGGUGUUACGUAAAAUCGAAAUUACAGCAAACGUUGCAUCGCUUUAGCCGAAUUUAGCCGUUUGGGGUCAUCAUCUGCCUAUACUACCUCUUUACCCGGGUUUGUAAGAUUAUUUGAGAAAACUUCAAACAUUUAUUACUUAUAAUAAUCCAAUUGCUUUGGGGUCAAUGGCUCAUUCUUGAACUGAAAUUCAGACAGCGUCGUAGAUCUUAAACUCUCUACUGUCACAUAUACGAAAUUAAAGCUCUACAGCCAAAGUGACGCGCUUUCCGGAACGGUGUAUUAUACAGAUAGCAAUACAACACUAGCACUUGACACUUUACUGUUUCUUCUUUCAUGCCAGUCUUUUUCUACGCGAUAAAAACUUUAUACAGUGACUCUACUAGUGCGAGAGAGUCCCUGAGUUUUUUCACUGCCAUCACUUUGUCCGCGAGGGAUGAGCGAACUUAUUUGAACCCAUGCCAUUUCCGCUUUCUUGUUGGCAAACACGUCAUGAUUGUUGAUUCAAUUUCCAAAUGUAUUUUUAAAAUCAAAUUGUCAUGUGGGGAUAUUGAUGGUGGUACUAGGUUUCAACUUACCCAUGUAAAAAGUCUUACAUUUGGUUCACACUGCAGGAAGUUUUUGUUUUUGGAUUUUGCUGCCAGGAAGAAAAUUUUCUCGGCCUGGACAUAACUAACGUCAUUUUCCCUAUAUAACCUGCAGUAAUGGUAACCUGGAUCCGUGGUCCGGUGGAGGAGUAACAAAAAGUAUUUCAGAUUCAUUGAUUGCUGUUAUGAUUAAAGAUGGCGCCCAUCAUCUUGACCUACGUCAUAAGAACAGUGGUGACCCGCAGUCUGUGAUUGAUGCUCGGAAGCUCGAGAAGAAAUAUAUGAAACAAUGGAUCAUGCAAUGGAAGAAAACCAAAUCAAACACAGCGUCAGUGCUUGAUCUGCUAUAA